AUGUGGCCACAUAAAAAGGGUCUUGGAAAUCGACUAAGCUAUGGAGUAUAUGGAAAUGCUAUAGUUUCAAUAGAUUCUGUAAUAGAGGCACAGAACCAGGAUCAACUGGCAAAUACCAAUAUUACGAUUCCUCAUAAUGAUUUCGAGAUGAGUAAGAAAUCAAUACCUAUGAUGUUCCCCAGACUAAAUGAUGAAACCGUGGAAUUAACUCCUAAACAAAAUAGUAAUCAGGAAUUGGUAGAGAAUCAAAUUUCCAAGUUCAACAUUAAUUCAUCAAUGGCCAAUACAAUUAACUCCCCAAUUAACCCCCCUAAAGGGAAACUACCCAAAGAAUUGAGCAAUAACACCUAUAUACCUCAAGAUAUAAUACGAGCAUACAUGUUUGAAUCCAAGUCUUUGACUUCUAACAUGGCAUAUGACCCUAUUCAUGGAGAUCUUUUACAAACAUUUGAUAUUUUUGUUAAAUCAGAGGAUGCAUAUGUUGAUCUGAUGACAUUUGUAACAGGCGAAUCUCUGUCAAUUUUAAAUAUAACAACGUACGAAUCAAAAGAUGAUUGUAUCGUGCUAUCGCCAGCAUACCAAAUUGACUUUUGUGACCCAAUAUUGCAAAUUGAAGUCUCAGACAAAAUUGAUGGUGUUGGAUUGGUGGCAGUUCGAACAGGUGCCAAGGUGUACAUUUUAAACAUUUGUCUAGAUAAGCUUACGUAUAUUGAAGUGAUCCCAAAUGUGGUGCUAUUUGUCUUGGGAGAAAUAUCUGCAGACUGCUUGGCUGGAAACGUGCUAGCCGACGUUCGCUUUAGCUCUAAUGACAGCAGGAAAGUUGCGGUGGUGGACAUCAAGGGUAAUUUGACUGUGUGGUAUGUCAAUAAAACAGUACCAAGUAUAAGAAAGUUUAUCAAGGAACAAUUUGUCAAAGAAUUAUCGGAUUCACAAUCAUUGUCCAACUGGCGACGCAUUUGUUGGCUCCCACUGUGUGAUCACUUACUUAUUAUUUCAAGAGUAGAAAUCUUGAAGGUUAUGCCUAAUUCAGAGUCUUCGGGAAAGAUAAUAGUUACUUCGAAUACGUGGUCUCGAAUAAGAGAUGUGAAUGUGGUUGAUGAGUACAUGUUUUUGUUGACCUCAAAAGAAUUGAUUUGGUUUAGUGCUAAUGACAGCAUGACAAGAUUAUUAUCCUGGAAACAUUUUUUAGAUGAUAGUGACCCAUCAUUAAAAUUUAAAGUUGUGGAAACUUCUCCGAAAGUGUUUACUUGCUUUUUAUAUUCACAAGUGAACCCCUUAGUUAUUGUUUAUUCAUUCGGAUUUAAAGGUAAUAAGCCAUAUAGUUUACGAGAUCCUUACUAUUUUAGAAAGAGUUCUGAUAAUUACGAUUUGAGACAAAUAAACAUCACCAAAACAGAGGACGCAUUGUUAAUUUUUGAAUUAACUACCGGGUUAGCAAUUCAUCUGAGACGUUUAAUUAGCAAAAAUGAGAAUGAUAUUUCCAAUUCCCUGUUUCAUUCCAAAUUGGUAGAUUCUAGUGUCAAUAAGCACAGAACAAAUUAUUUGAAACAGUUUUCCAAGAAAGAAAUCAAAAAAAUGAUACCCCAGUUUUUAAAUAUAGGUGAACAUGAUUGUACUACAGCAUCACAGCAGAUUGAUUUAAUACAGCGAUAUGCAUACGAACUAGGAAACGGAUUUGCCCAAAUGGGUAAUUCUCAAGCUGCACAACAACUGAAUUAUUUCUCAUUAUACGAAGUCUGUAAUAGUGUACCGUUAGGGGUAACUGAUUUGUUGGAAUUAGAUGAUAUGAUUGUGCAAUUAGAGAACUCAUUACCUCCAGAGCGCCUAAAAGUGAAAAGUUUAAUCAAUAAUUCAUUCAUACGAAGGAACAAGUUUAUUAAUAAAAAGGAAACAAACACACACAUAUAUGAUAUUUACCAAAUGUUAGAGCAAAUCUACCCUACCCAUAAUAAACCAUCGUCAAAACUAGCAGCAUCCAUAUUAAUAGGAUUAUCCCUAAUAAAAUGUCAAUACGAAUCAGACGAUUUACAGGAAAAAUUGCAAAAAUCUAUAGCCAAUGCACCAGAAAAGGUACAAACAUUGUUGAAUGAAUGGGACGAGGAAGACAACGAUGAUAACUCCCAAACAGAGGGUCUUACACCUACUCAGCAUGAUUCCCAGUUUAUGAUUCCAACCAUUAAGUCGUCGAUUCCGGCACUCAGAGUAAACUCACAACCAAGUCUUCGCCAGCAAGUUUUGACUCAAAAUUCACAAACACAAACAUUACUCCCUUCAUCUUUAAACUCAACUGUUCCAUCUAUUUCUAGUUUCCCUUCACAAAGGUCAAUAUCAUCACAAGGAAGCCAAUCAAGAUCAGGUUCGCAGCCUAAAAAGAAACGGAAGAAGAAAGGAGGAUUUGCAUAG
Molecule: messenger RNA, 2403 nt
Organism: Candida albicans SC5314
Lineage: Eukaryota; Fungi; Ascomycota; Pichiomycetes; Serinales; Debaryomycetaceae
Exons: 1
Coding region: 1-2403 (800 amino acids)
Biological process (GO): nucleolar large rRNA transcription by RNA polymerase I
Cellular component (GO): RNA polymerase I core factor complex
Molecular function (GO): RNA polymerase I transcription regulatory region sequence-specific DNA binding; RNA polymerase I general transcription initiation factor binding
Source: RefSeq, a predicted model, not a curated record